AUGCCACCAGUUGCUUCCUCCACUGUCCACACUCCUGAGGUCGCUUCGGUUUUGAAGACUAGCAAACCUGCUGGCAAGGAUCAGGAUGCUGCUGCCCCGUUCAACCCGUUUUACAGCUACUACGCACCAACAGAUGAUACGGGGGAUGAUCAGACCUAUCAAUACGCGAAAUACAAGGCAAAUAUGACCCCUCGAACACAGAUGCCAUACUUCCCUGAAGUAGAUUGGCAACCUCUUGGACCGAUCAACGUACAGGACCGUGGUCUUUUCGCCGAUCCUGAGAAAAGAUCCCUUCUGUCGGCUGCGACCAAAGUUAAGCACCUAACUCCAGCCCUCGGUGUUGAACUCCAUGGUAUCGACCUUCGCUAUCUCACCGACGCUCAGAAAGAUGAACUUGCACUUCUAGCUGCUGAGAGGACUGUUGUUGUCUUCCGAAAUCAGCCGAUCACGAUUGAAGAACAGCUGGAUCUCGGCCGUCAUUAUGGUACUCUUCACAAGCAUGCCACCACCCCUGUUCCUCGUGAACCUGGAUUAGAAGAAGUCCAUGUGGUUUAUGCGGAUUCGGCCAGGAAGCCCGAUCCCACCGCGUUCUCCAAGAUUGAGCUCUGGCACUCGGACGUGACAUAUGAGCAGCAGCCUCCUUCCCUUACGUCUCUGAAAGUGAUUACCUCCCCCGCCUGUGGUGGGGACACACUGUGGAGCUCCGGAUACGCUUUAUACUCAUCGCUGUCGCCCGACAUGCAAGCCUAUCUGGACAAGCAGUAUGCGGUGCACAGCGCCGUUCUUCAAGCACAAGGAUCUCGUGCCGCUGGCACGCACGUGAGGAGGAAAGAGAUCGAAACGAUCCACCCGGUCGUACGUGUACACCCCGUCACUGGGUGGAAGAGCGUCUUCGUCAAUCCUGGAUUUACUCGUCGUAUCCUGAACGCUCCGAAAGCCGAAUCGGAUUCCAUCCUCAGUUUCUUGUUCCAUCAGAUUGCGGAAAACCCGGAUUUCCAAGUUCGCAUCAGCUGGGAGAGCAAUGACAUUGUGCUCUGGGACAAUCGGGUUUGCACUCACUCUGCGACCUUCGACUUCUAUCCAGAGCGGCGACAUGCUUUGCGUGUCACUCCCCACGGCGAGCGACCGAUUUCCGUCGCAGAGUAUGAACAGGAUGGCAAGAAGGCGAAAGAUCGCCAGGUAGAGAUAUGGAAGCUGCAAGGCAUCGAAGUUCCGACACCAGUUGUGCCGGUUGCAGGUGGCGUUAUAAAGCAGAAGGUCUACAAUGACUAGAUAUGUAUAGAGUACUAUGGUAGUACACAUGGUAUCAAACCCGUCGAAACAAUCAAGCAGGUAUCGGCAAUGACCCAUGAACAUUGCUACAACACAUUUCGAGGACGAAAGGUGCUUCAGGAAGAAGAUAAGAGGAAGAAGGAACAUGAAGAAAGAUUAUAGCGCUACCGGGAGGCGCGCACAGGAGUAAGAGAUAAGAGCAGAUUCGAGUCCAAUCCGGCAGACUUGCAACAAUACACAUUAAAGCUGGACCGGAGAUGUCAGCCGUAUACCCUGGCGUUCUCCUGUAGCUGGUGGUUGGUGGCAGCCGAAGUUUGGGAAUAUGACAUAGGCCCUCCUGCUUGCAUGCGCAUGGAUGACCAACCGUUGAUAUGGCCUUCAGGGAGGUCCGCUCUGACAUUGGACAUUUGAUUGGCGAGAAGGGAAGUCGAGGGCUGCGGCUGCCAAUACUGAUUGUCCGUCGAUGCGCUUGUGCUUUGCGCUUGGGAGACUGAUCCUUGCGGAAGCACAGACUGAGGUUGCGCAUUCCACGCGUUACCAGCGACAUGAGCGAGCUGAUAAAGGGGAUCCGUUGUUUGCGUCAUGGGCGUUGUGUAUGUCGAAGUUGGGAGGUGGGACG
This is a messenger RNA of Dacryopinax primogenitus, 1891 nucleotides long. Its product is annotated as alpha-ketoglutarate-dependent sulfonate dioxygenase. The coding region runs from base 1 to 1272 and encodes 423 amino acids. The record is from RefSeq and is a predicted model, not a curated record. NCBI's taxonomy places the organism in Eukaryota, Fungi, Basidiomycota, Dacrymycetes, Dacrymycetales, Dacrymycetaceae. The transcript has 10 exons. Gene Ontology annotation, molecular function: 2-oxoglutarate-dependent dioxygenase activity. Gene Ontology annotation, cellular component: cytoplasm.